GCGGACUGAGCACGGGCACUGGCUGUUGAGAAGGACGGCUAUGGCGCUGCACGACUAUAGGCCUGGGUAUUGGUACCACCAGGCCCGUUGGAAGCCUAUGUCUGGGGAAGGGCCCUGGAUCACUGUUAUACUCAACUACGACGGUGGAUAUGAGGUGCUCCUGAAGAUCAAAGUGGAGGGAGCAAGAGAGGGAGAGAUGCGGACUAACCCGAAGUUGCAGGAUGCGAUUACGGAGGCGAGAGACCGAGCGGAGAGGCGCUGCAGACGGGCCGGAGUGACGGCAAGGCUACGGAUAACGGUGACCUAUCAUGAGACAGAAACUUCGACUGACACGGUGGACAGGGAACAGGCCCACCUGGACAGAGACUCGGGUGGGGAGAGCGAGAUGAGCGAGGUGGGGGAUCGAGAUUCGGACCUCCACUCCUGGAACAGGCCAGGGCAAGUCCGCAAGAACCAUCCGUUGGCACGACCUGGGAGUAGCGGGGCCGAGACCAGCGGGCGGCAGUACGGUCCCAGAGGACGGGAGACAAGAAAGGGGGAGACUGACGAGAUUGGCGCGGGACUGGGGGCAAAACGUGGGACUGACGGGAUUUGCGGGACUGGCUGGACUGACGGGAUUUCGCGGGGCUUCGGGGAUUGGCGGGACUGGCUGGACUCGCGUAAGUACAUACGUGGGACUCGCAGGUCGGGAUGCUUCUCGGCGGGAUGGCAACGUUUUGUUGCAAAUCUCCAGCGUGGUGAUACAAGAGCGGGCGCUUUGGGGUCUAAACGCUUGACGGUGCUGCAAUCAACAAUGUACGCCACGAUGAAAAACAUCCCAAUACUGCAGGCGCUUGAUGCGGCGCUUCAACAGCAGCCUCCUCUGCAUCAUGUCACGCAUACUACUCUGUCGGAACUCAAGGACUACAUUCGAUCGAUCUGUUCAAUAUACUGGUGUUGUUCAGGAAUGCGGUCUACUGGUGCACCAUGCUGUUCACUGUCGCCGACCUGAACGUAUUAUACACGUAUAUCUCCUGAGUGUCGAUGAGCAGCAAGCUGUUGCCCGCGUACAUGGAGCAUUCUCGACCGGCACAUGCCGCGUGCAUCAUGCCAUAAUGCCCUGCGUGCGUAGGGUCGUGGUCUACGGCUGCAGGUCGCGGGACGCGAUGCCAGCGAUUGGUUUUUGCAUCACGUUUCGCCGUACGACGGGCCACUGUUAUACAUGCAAUCCGACGAUGCCAACCUUCAAUACAAAUGUUCAGCACAUGGCUGUUGCACCUACAGUCGUUUGCGCAGCGGCGCCGCCGAAUGACCAGCCUCCAAGUCCUCGUCAGAUCUAUGCUCCUGCAGUCCACGAUUUCGACCGCCCCUUGCUUCGUCGCAUGCCGUCCGCCUUUUAAGAAACCGCUGCUGGUGUUCAGGCUCUUGAGAGAUCUAUGCCUCCAUCACAUGUUGGCCUGCAACCUAGCAAUGAUGACCACUCACCCAUGGUCGUGGGCAGGUGAUGGCACACGCCUGUCCUUGUGAUACCCAGCCAGCGGGGGCUGCACGCUGCUCGCAUCCCUGUGAACGUUUUCUGCCAUGGCGUGUGAUUUGCCCUUGUUGCUUUCGUUUCCCCGUUUCGUUGCAUUCCCGGAGCAGCAUACGCAGAACGUUUUGUUUAGCGCUUGCACUUUCUGUAGGAGGAAACUACUGAAGAUUGCUUAUUUGUUUUCAUUUUGUCUUUUGCGCUUAGACAUUCGCGCGGGUUCUGGGAUGUUCAUCCGUGGCGCGGCGUAAUGGAGUUUUCAAACAGACCCUUCGUUCCAGUCGUCGUUUCUCCAUGCACAAUAGCUGUGCCUUUCAGCUGUGCCGCGUGUGCCCCCGACGGCCCUGUGUUCUUUUAGACUCGUCCAUGUAAAAUAACUACACUUUCUGCUUUACCGUAUGCUGCGCCCUUCUUGCCACGCUCUUGCACCGUUGCGUGUUGUGCUUCCGUUCUCAUGUGCCACCGCAUUUCUAGGGCAGCACACGCAGAAUGUGCAGCUUGGCCUAGAUAUGUUCGGAUGUACAAUGUGCAGAGGACGCCGGUCCGCGACGAUCAUGACGAGGCCGACGCAUCAAGAUAGAGGCCGAAGAACAGUAUCAGCGUGCCAAAGACACUCGCGUCGCUGGUGCUAAAUACAGCCACUACGCUUGUUUGUUUUCGCUUUCCCUUUUGCUGUUCCGGGUUGGCAUACACACCGUCUGCUGUUUACUGUGGCCUGAACUCGCAACAGAAUGAUCAUAGACGCAAUGGAGUUUUCAGUCAGACUCUUCGUUCCGCUUGUCGUUUUUCCGUGUACAAUAGCUAUGUUUUUUUACUGUGCCGUGUGUUUUGCUGUUUUUGCUUCGGUCUUGCGCCGCUGUAGACCGCAUCCUUGUUGGAUGAUCGUAGGCCUGCGUUCUUUUAGACUCAUCCGUGUAAAAUAGCUACACUUUUCUACUGUGCUGUAUGAUUUGCUCUUUUUACCACGGUCUUGCGCCGCUGUACAAACCCUGUCCACGUGAGACAACUGAUACCGAUUGCAGCUAGCGCGGUUGUUUGUUUUUGCUUUUCCUUUUGCUGUUCCAGCCCGUUCCCGGAUUYGCAUACACACUGUCUACAAUUUGCUACGGUUYGRGCCSGCGRUGGAGUGACCAUAGACACAAUGGAGCUUUGAGACGGGCCCCUUGGUUCARCCGUYGUUUUUUGAGUGGUUUCAUACGACAAACAGACUGAUUCCACCUUUCUUUUCCGUUUCUGCGGCUCUCAAUUUCGCAAUAAGUGAUCUUCUUGGUCAAUCUACUCCCGUCAGYCGUGUGUUCUUUUUGGGGUUCGAGUCGACACAAUGCUCGCUUGCAGAUAGCAGAGCGUGUGCUGCUUUCCUUCAAAAGAGCAUAUAGUGUGAGGAAUGCUCAACAAAUUAUCCUAACAGUC
Molecule: messenger RNA, 2917 nt
Organism: Chara braunii
Lineage: Eukaryota; Viridiplantae; Streptophyta; Charophyceae; Charales; Characeae
Source: the annotation of a GenBank genome assembly